AUGGAGUCACCCUUCUUUGACGCCGAGUCUCAACCCAAGCCCGCGAGCUUCAAGGGCCAACUUCAAAUGCAGAACUUCAUGUUCACACCGACAACCGCGGCACCCAACAAUGAUCCAGCCGCGGCUGCUUCUGUCAUCGAGUCUGCUCCGUCCCCUCGUCCGUUACCCCGGCCGCCACUCCGUCGCAGUUCGCGGAAGCAGACUCCACUCGGCCCCGUUCCCUCUCGGAACCGAAUCACCAAAAACACCACCGGCACCCGUGGUCCCGAAUCCACUUCGUCGAAAUUCAACAGAUCCUCCUCAGUUUUCGUCUCUCCCAAAGUUGAGCUUCCAGAAGACUCGCAGGACGUAUUGUCCAUCAUCCCAAACAACCAACCAAGCCCAACGCCAAAAGCAAAACCAAAACGCAAGCGCAAGGCCGCCGCAGGCUACGCGCCGCCCUCAACCUACGCCCACCUCCCCCACCUAACCGACAUUCUCGCCCCGGACCUGCUCAUCCUCUUCGUCGGCCUCAACCCGGGCCUCCGCACCGCGGCCCUUGGCCACGUCUACGCCCACCCCUCGAACCUUUUCUGGAAACUGCUCUUCUCCUCGGGCAUCACACCCCGCCUGUGCCACCCGACAGAGGACCGCGAGUUGCCGCGGCUCUUCGGGCUGGGUAACACCAACAUUGUUGCUCGCCCCAGCCGCAACGGCGCCGAGCUGUCCAAGGCGGAGAUGGACGAGGGCGUCGGGGUCCUCGAGGACAAAGUCAGGGGUUGCAGGCCCGAGGUGGUCUGCCUCGUGGGUAAGUCCAUCUGGGAGAGCGUCUGGCGGGUGAGGCACGGGAGGGGGAUCAAGAAGGAGGAGUUCUGGUACGGUUGGCAGGACGAGAGCGAGAACAUGGGUGUCGUUGUGAAGGAGGAGGGUGCCGGGGCUUCUGAGGCGUGGGCCGGCGCCAAGCUCUUCGUUGCUACGAGCACAAGCGGUCUCGCUGCCACGCUCCGCCCAGCUGAGAAGGAGAAGAUUUGGCGGGAGCUAGGUGUUUGGUGUGAACAAAGGCGCGCUGAGAGAGAGGCACAGGUGCUUGAGGGAACGGUCAGAAGCACUACCGCGGGCUGA
Messenger RNA from Colletotrichum orchidophilum, 1101 nucleotides. Its product is annotated as mismatch-specific thymine-DNA glycosylate. The transcript has a single exon. Gene Ontology annotation, biological process: base-excision repair, AP site formation. The record is from RefSeq and is a predicted model, not a curated record. Lineage: Eukaryota; Fungi; Ascomycota; Sordariomycetes; Glomerellales; Glomerellaceae. The coding region runs from base 1 to 1101 and encodes 366 amino acids. Gene Ontology annotation, molecular function: mismatch base pair DNA N-glycosylase activity.